AUGGGCAUUCCGGACACUGUCACGGGGAAACGGCAACCUGAUGGAGCUGGAGUCGGCAGCGUCACCUGCAGUGGUCGUGCAGAACAACCUUGUCCUGCGGACUGUUUUUCCGGAAACUUGGAUCUGGUCGACAUGUAUCUCGACAAAGUGAGAAAUUUCAGAUCAGCAUCCAGUUUAUUGGUGCCAAGCUCUAGAUAUGAAAGUUUUUUUUAGUAUUUCAGGAUUUCAUAACGGUCUAUUUUGACUCCUGAGGAUUCAUAUUUUAACAAAUUCGUUUGCUCUAUAUUUAAAGUCAGCUGGUUGAAAAAACCUGGUGAGAAAUUGUAGGAAUAGCGUUUUUUUUUUUUUCAUAGACCCUUUUAUUUUUUAUUUUUAAUGUUUUUUUACCACGCACAAUAUUGGGUAUUUUUAACACAUUUUGAAGUUUUCUUGAUUGGACUUGUUGAGAUACCAUAAUAGCUUUUCCGAAAAUUCGAUUGGAACUGCUGCACACAAUGAAAAUUCUCUAUAUUCUCUCUUUAUACAUUUAUUUUCCGUUCUUUUGACAUUUGUAUGGUUUUUUUUUGAAUCUCCUAAAAAAUAUCUGGCAAUACUUUCUUUCGAAGCUGUUCUCCUCCUGAAUGGAUAGAUUUUUUCAUUUCAAAACUUGGAAUAAUCUUUUCUCAAAGUGGCAUCUUGUUUUUAUUUCGCUCUUUCCCUCAGAAUUUUCGACUCGGCGACAGUUUUUAAAGUUGAGGCUGGUUAAUUCUUUACUAUGAAAAAAACUUGAACUUUUUUUAAAAAUCAAGCAGAUAUUUCCUUUUUCAGCUUUUAAAUGAUUUAUUUGAACGAAUGUAGUUAUCCAAUUGAAAACGAUACUCUCAAAACCGUUACUUUUCUCAUUUUUUUCAGUGUGUCUUUUCGGCGUUUGUCUGGCUUUUUUGAUUUUAACCUAACCUUCGAAAAAAGAAUAUCUUCUUCCGUAGCGCUUUGGAUUCAGUAUUCAUGGUCGUGAUGGACGGUUCGUUGCCGACAGACAGCGUGGGCAACUUUUUAAUUGCUCCUGAAGAUAGUGGCGCCGAUGUUGCUGAAGUCGCCGUGAGAAGCAGUUUUCCUGAGACUUGGUUUUUCCAACAUUUGACGAUCAAGUAAGGGUUAUCAUUAGCUCAAACUUCUUUUCGAAGGCAUCAGAAUAGAUAAUGAAAAAAAAACCUUCAAUAUAGACCGUACGGCUUGAUGACUUUCCUGUGUCUGCGUCUCUCUGUUCUCUCAUCGUAGAGGUCACAGAAACGCGAAAAUAGCGCGUCAACAUGAGAGGCUCGUCGAGAUACGUGGAGGGCGCAUAGAAGUCACUUCAAUAAAGGGCGCCCUAUAAGCGUGAAACUGAAAUGGUCCCUAUAGGGUCCUUUAAUUUUUGUUCGGAUUUGAAAAUCGAAAAGAGAAACUCGAACUUUCUCAACAUUUUGAACGAAAAAAAAAAUUUUUUUUCUUUACAAGUGUGGUUAGCCUCCCUGCAACAUCGCCAUACCAUCCCGAUCUUGCAAAAAUAAAGUGAUUGAAUUUAAUUGAACUUGAUCAAUUCAUCCUCUAUUGAUAUUUUUCUUUCGAUUGAGGUUUUCGCAUGGAAAUGCUUCUUUUCAUAGAGUUCAUAACAAUAAUCGACUAGCGUGUCUCGUAUAGGUGCCACUAUCUAAAGCCCUUAUAGGGUUCACGUUUGCAAGCAAUCGGGCCUCCUAUACGGACCACUGUGAAGGUUCUAAGAAACUACUUUUUUUUGGCAUUUUUUUGAAGUUUUAUUCGAUGCUAUAUAUAAAGAAAAAGAUAUAGAUAUAAAGAGAAAACUUAGAAAGUUUUUCGUUUCGAAAGUCUUCUCAAUCAGAAAAUCGUCUCGAACGUCUUUCCGAUCUUGGCUAUAACCUUAUAGAUGGUUUGGACAGCUUUUUCGUUUUUUUUUUUUCAAUUUUAACCCAAUACACUGCUUUAACUUUUCCUGCACACGCCGCCUCCUCACGGAAUUCUAAGCUUUUCUCUUUUGUCCUCCAGAAAUUUCAAAACUUGUUAGAGUAUUUUUUUUAGUUGUGAUGAGGAAGUUCUUCAAACUUGGAAUGUCUGUGGAAAAGGCGGGGGCACCAACGCAAACGCAACAAGUCGUCACGAGAACCCUUUUCCCAGAGACGUGGAUUUUUGGAAAGUUAACGGCAACGUAAGAAUACUAUAAUUUUUUUGCUAGAUUUACGGUAAAAGAAAAUACCGCUUGUGUUAUCGAAGUCGGUGGUGCUAGGAUCUUUGUGGUUUUCAUUAGUUUUAGAAAUUUUAAAAAUUGUUUCAAGACUGAUUCAGUUUUUUUUUCCAUUUAAUUAACUAAAAAAAGAGCUGAAGAAUUUUUGGACGACUCCAGUCGCAAAGUGUACUGUUGUAAAGACGUUUCGAGGGCCAUGUAGAUAAUAAAAAAAUUUUUUGCCGCUUUUGAAGUAAUUAUAGAUUUAUUAUGUUUUGCGGGGUUUUUUUUUUGGUAUUUACUAUGAGUCAUCAUGGUAUGAGAUCUCUGCGAUGUGAAAAUAUACUAACAUUAAAGUGCUCUUCGAUGUUGAAGCUUUUUUGAGUGUGCCUUACAUUACCUUUCUGAAUGCAAUAACUAAAAUAUUUUCAAAUUCUGUUUGAGUUAUGUGAAACUUUUUUCAUUGACUAAUAUUUUUAAUGUUUUGAGAGAGCAUUCUUGUAAUUUUUUUCGUGUUUUUCUGCUAGUUUUUAAUAUUUUUCCUUCUCGUCGCACUCAAUCUGAUUUUCAUAAGUUUCGAAAUUGUCUUACUAUGAGGAAUAUUUUCUCAGUGUUGAUGUACGCCAUGUACGACAACGGAAUGAGGAUACAAGGCGAUGCCGGCGCUUAUGCACCCGAAGGAAAAUCAGCUGAGAUUGACCUCGUGGUUCGGAGAGAAUUCCCAGAAACCUGGAUUCACAAAGAUUUGGCAUCAAAGUAAAUUUUUUUUUACUAGCGAGCGAUAAGGCUCCGAUUGGCGGAGGAAAAUGUUUUCUGAUGAUAAUUCGAUUUUUUUUUAACUUUGCCAAACCUCGAACGUUCACUGACACGACAUAGCUGAUUAAUGGCUAGCUUGAGCCAUUGAAACAAGGGUUCUGACACCAUAAGAAAAACGACAGUUUGCUUAGUAGAGAGCGCAGACAGGCCACGCUUUUUUUGCUAACCGUGAAUACGCUAUAUACUGCAUGUCGGAAUUAGGCGCAGACUUGUUCUGCGCCAUUUGGGCAGGGUUGGAAAAAAAAGGGCGUUACGUUUUUCCUUCUUUUUAGACCAUAUUCUAGUGGUUACCUACUUAUAACUAAAGAUGAUGCAGUGCGUAGUACGCAAGUAUGAACACACAUGCCCAAGGUUCACAUUCGGUCAGUCAGAGAAAGAGGUUGACAUUAAGAAAUUCUCUAGAACAGAGUGGGGUCGGCGGCCCUGAAGUUCGGUCUGUCCAUUUAUAGUUUUGAAGGAAAAUAAUUGAAAGUCUGGAAAAAUAGCUUGAAUUCCUGUCAAAACCCUGCUUUGCAGGUAAUUUGCUCUAUGUAAAAAUUCGCCAUUUCUCGGUUUUCGCCUUUUUCGUUUCUUUCAAAUUAAAAUUUUCUUUUUUUUCGCUGAAUACCCUUUAAAGAUAAGAUACUGGAGUUUUUCUAGUUUUUUCUGACGGCUUUUUUGCGGACUUGUACGUUAAGAAUUUGCUUUACGAACUCUGGAAAAGACGAAAAUAGGGGUUUUCAACUUAUCAAAACUCCCUGGACCGUCCAAUUAUUGGUUUCAAAAAUGUUCAAAUCCUCUUGGUUCCUCGGAUUUUCGAGUGAAAGUUUCAUUUUUGGUACUCAUAUGUGUUAUAGGGAACUUUGAAUCGAAAAAACUGAAAAGGACAACAGAGGGGUUUUUGAAAUUUUUUCAAGAAGGGAGCCGGACCAGUCCAUUUUUGGUACGGAAAAUGUUCAAAGUUUUAUAAUUUUCUCUAUUUAUGUGAGAAAGUUGUACUUCCGUGUGUAUAAUGGUUUUAUAAACAAGAAAACCUUAAACUUCAAGAAAAGGUGGUACUCUCAGUGAUUACGAAAAUCAUUGGGAAAAAGGUUGAUAUUUUGAAAAAAUUUCCUUGGAGGGGUCGGGGGGUCUAAAGUUCGGUCUGCCCAUGUAUGACCUUGAAUCUUUUCGAUAGAUUCUUUUUCAAUAAAUUUCCACGGUAUAGUACCGCUGGCUCCACUUGCGUCCAGCCAGAUAUGAACACCCUUUUCUAGCAGUUUGCAACAUUUUUUUAAUAUUUAAAAACAGUCCUUUUACAAUAGUGUUCAAUUUGAAAGUCAGUUAUUCUGGUCAAAACUGGUGAAAUAAUUAAGAAUUUUUCUAGGGAGAACGGCGAAGUUGAAUACGAGAGCAAGGCUCCGGACACGAUUACUUCGUGGGUUGCCAGCGCUUUCGCCGUCAGCGAACAGUCGGGUCUCGGCGUUGCUCCUUCUACCACGAAGGUAGAGUUUCUCACUAGGGUACUACUGGGACGAAUAUCGAGUUCAAACUUCUGUGACUUAUAGACCUAGAUAGGAACUGUUGAAAACAAAGAGAUCAUCUGAAGAGUCUUUUACCCGCAUUGAUCUUCCUCUCUCACCGAGGUGGCGUGAAUCAGUGACUAGAUUGUUGGUCUCAUGAUUGACUUUUUUGAAAAGGUUCAAUUCCUGUAAAGUGCAAAUCAGUUUUGCAGUUUUUAAAGACAAAAAAGAUUUGAAAAUACCGAAUCUAAAGUGUUUAGAAUAUUUAUCCAUCUAUAUUUAAUUUUUUUAGAGCUAUUCAAAAAAAAAUCUCAUGAUAUCUGAUGAAAAGGUUUACAUGCAUCUUAUUUUCACUGGAUAUUUUUUUACCCAUUUGACUUUUUUGAAAACCAAAUAAAUCAAAAGAAAAGCUAUUACAUGAGUUUCAUGACCCCUAAAAGUUUUUUGGUCGUUAAGGGAAAUGCAAAAAAGAUUUGCGUUCGAGACGAAUCGAACCUACUCAAAAAAGUCAAUCAUGAGAAUGACCCUCAAACCACUGCGCCAGGCCACCUUGGUGAGAGAGGGAGGUGUGUUCAGGACUCUUCCUGAAUUUCUUCGAGAAGCUUUUUUUUCUAAAAGCCUAUGCAUUCUAGCAGAUAGUCUCUUUUGUUUCUGAUAGUUUUUAUGUAGUUCUACAAGCCACAGAAGUUUCAACUCGAUACGCGUCCCCGAGUCCGAGUAGUUUCCUAGUCUAUAAUAUUAAUAUUUACCAUUAUUUCAAAGCUUUGUAUUGAAAAAAAAAGUUUCAUAAAAAUUUUCAGCUUCGUGUUUUCCGACCGUUUUUCAUUCGUCUCAACCUUCCGUAUGCUGUAAAACGCGGCGAGAAGUUUGCACUUCAAAUCUUGGUCUUCAAUUACAUGGAAAGGGAGCAGGACGUGCGGAAUUCUUUUCAGAUUUUAAACUUUUAAAGUGAAUACAGGUUACCGUUACUUUACGGCAUGAUGAAAACUCUGGCUUCGACCUGCUCAACAAGGAUGGGUCCAUUCAGAAAAGGUACUCGCUAAAGAAAAUCACUUAAUACUAGUCUAGAAACACCUAUUUUACUUGAAAAAAAAAACAAAUUACAUUUCAUUCUAUUAAUAAUAGUUCAUUUACACUGUGAACCCCAACGAGUUCACUUCGAUCUACAAUUUGAAUGCAGAGAAAGAAAAAAACAUUUCGCCCUAAAUUGGAUCGAAGGGCAAAAUUUUCGAAUUGAGGAAAAAGAUGACCAUGACCAGAGAAAAUCUUGUGGAGAGCGAAGAGAUUAGAAAUAACUCGUCUAAUGUAAAACGGGGUUUGCUGAAAUUGCUUUGGAUGAUCUGAAUCAAAGGAAAGGUUCGACCGAACGUGAAAAAAUUUACGUGAAAAAAUUCCAUGUGGGGAUUCAAGCUUGUAGCAAAAGUCAGAGGUGGGUUAAAAUCUUUAGAACAAUGUACUAUUAACAUUGCUUGCAAUCAAUUCAUGGUUUCAUCUAAGCGAAAACCGAAAAGCUUUUUUUCAGAGAGGACAAAAGCUCCUCAAAUGUGCGGAUCGUCUCUGUGGCAGGCGGAGGUGCUUCGAAAGCAGUCUAUUUCCCGAUUCUACCGUCGAGGAUCGGCCUCGUUCCCAUUCAUGUCUCGGCCAUUGCCAACCAAGCUGGGGAUGCGGUUGAAAUGCCCCUUCGCGUCGAGGUUUCGAAAAAUUUCGGCGAAACUCCUUGAGCUAUCCACGUGUUGCAGCCCGAAGGAUUCCGUGUGGAUCGUAACAUCCCUCUUGUCGUGGAUUUCGGCAAUUCAACCGAGUUUGAGAAGACUAUUCGUUUUAUUUGGCCAGAUGAUGUCGUCGAAGGGUCUCAAAGAGCUCGUGUUGAUGUGAUCGGUGUGUUUUUCUACUUUAUCAAAAGAAAAAGUCGAAAAUCUAGUGGAUUUUUAAUAUUCCGGGAUGAUUUUUAGAAACUGAAACAGUUAAAGUCCAACCAGAGUACUGGAUAUAGUCGCCAAAAUCAAGUUUUGAACCGUUUUAACUUUUUUUUUUCGUCUUCUGUUUCAAAAAAAGAUUUGAAGGUAAACUGGUCAACUAGGAGAAAAAUAGAAUUUUUCACUAAAAGUUCUACCGUAACCUAGUGAAGGGCCCUUUCACUAAAAAUCCUACCGUAGCCCAGUGAGGGGCCUCAAAGUAACUAGCCUAAACGUUUACACACUGUGUCUAGUAACUCUGAGAAUAAUUUUGAUUUCUCGAAACGAAACUUCAAACUAUUGUACCAACGAUUCACUACAGUUCCUCGGAUUUCUCGGAGAACGUGUAAUAAAAAAAACGACCUGUUGAAAAUCAACUACUGAAAAUUUUUGAAAUCAGGUCACCUGUUGAAAGAAUAUUGAACGGUUGAAAUUGACGGCUGUAAUACUGAAUGAUUUCAACUUUCGAUAAGAAACUGACUGAGAUUGCCCUUCUCUUUUUUAGAAGCUUUCCUGAAUUUGUUUAACCUUAUCCCUCUUCUAUAUAUUAUCUCAUUGAUGUUGUCAUAUUCAAAUAAUGCAAGUAAAAAAAUGACUUUCAGUUCACAUUGAUGGAAAGAAAAAUUAACGAGUUUUGUUUGAAGGAGAUAUCAUGGGACCGGUACUGUCAAACGCGGAAAAACUGGUGCGGAUGCCGUUUGGUUGCGGUGAGCAGAACAUGUUGAAUCUGGUGCCGAACAUCCUGGUCGUCAAGUACCUGAGGUCUACAAAUCGCCGAGAGCCCAACCUUGAAGCCAAAGCGAUCAAAUACAUCGAACAAGGCGUUCAACGGGAGCUCACCUACAAGUAGAAAAUUUCAAGUUGAAUGAUGCAAGGGGUUUAAUGUCUUUCAGAAGAAACGACAACUCAUUCUCGGCGUUCGGCGAAAGUGACAAGUUUGGUUCGACGUGGCUCACCGCCUUUGUUGUUCGAUCGUUCGCCCAUGCCAAGAAUUUCGUCUAUAUUGACCCCAAGAUCACUACUGUUUCCAUUGCUUUCCUGAAUAAUCAGCAAAUGGUGAGAAAUCGAUUGAAAAAAUCGUGAUUUUAUAGUGAACGUUUCACGGCUUGAAAUAUAGUCCGUUCAUAUUUUGAAUGUCAAGUAGAAUGACGUCAUUCGAGAACGCUUUGUGGAUAGCUUGCUCUCUGAUUGGUUUAUAGCACUAUUAGGGGGUGGAGCUUCAGCUUCAGCGAGGACUUGACAUUUGAAAUCUGAAAAGACUAUACGAGAAGGGCAGGUUGACAAGCUCGAAGCGUUGCGCAAGCGACGCGGCUUUUAAGGUGGAAACUCGAGAUCGAACUCUCAACAGUGGAAAAAUGCAGAAAAUAAGAAGUUUUUUCAAAUCAUAAACAAUUUUUUUGAAUAACAAAAAAAUGUUGUCUUUUUUGACUUAGAAUUCCCCUUCAAAAAACCGCGUCGCACACGCAACGCGUCUCCCUUCCCAUUCUACCUAUCUCGCCUUUCAAUUCGGGAGGAACUGACUAGAUAUGGAGAGCUCAAGGGAGUUUUUGAGUACGCGCUUCAGGAAAAUGGGGCAUUUGCUGAGCAUGGCGAGAUACAUCACAAGGAUAUGCAAGGCGGGGCCCAGGACGGCGGCCUCGCUCUCACUUCCUACGUUCUGAUUGCGUUGCUCGAGAACGGAGUGAGUUUUGAAAUGCCGCUGAUGCUGACAGAACUUACCUCAAACAGGUGCGAAACGAAAAAGCGGUAGCGCACCUUGAGAAGCACCUUCCGUCGUUGACAAACGAUUCUUACUCUCUGGCGGUGACCACAUACGCCUUGCAUAUGGCUGGAAGUCCACAGGCAAGCGUCGCUCUCGACAUGCUCCAGAAGCUGUUCAUCGAAGACAAGGGUAGGUUUUUAUAUUGUUUUAUAUUGGGACAAAAGAUCUGGAUCUUUUAACACAAGAGCAAAACAAAAAGGAAAGCAGAUGAGAUCGCACAGUGUUCCAAAAAAGGCGAAAAAAAGGGCGGAAACGCGAGUUCCUUCUAACGCGACGCGAUGCCGCGCGAGUCAACCCAAAAAAAUUCAUUCACUUUUAUUAAUUUUUUUUUCUUAUUUUCUUGCGUAUUUUUUGGAUAUCUUCGUAGUUUCUCACAUUGAAUGCGUUCUAAAAAUUCGUUUAACAAGAUCUCUUUUUACAACCACUAAAUCCACAAAACUCGACUCUCAUCCCCGCGCUCCUAUUGCAAAAACCGCGCCGCUUUUGCAAUCGAGCCCGCCUACUAACCACAGCUGUCGCCCGUUUGGGAACACUGUGUGAUCUCGAUGGGCGAAAGUCGAGAUUUUGAUUUGGGCGAGUUCAGACGGCCAGCUGCAUCUGUCUAACGCCAAGCAAGAGAAGCCCAAGGAUUCUUCGGCCUACAUGUUCCAAUCGUCGCCGGCCGAUGUUGAAAUGACCGCCUACGCUUUGUUGGCUUUUCUCUCCAACAACAACACGGUUAAGGUUUUUUGUGGCGGCUGAUGUUUCUCGGUUCUAUAUCAACUUUUUUUUUUCUAUCAGAGCUUGCCCCUGGUCCGAUGGCUGAGCUCGCAGAGAAACGCUUUGGGUGGAUUCACCUCGACCCAGGUAUCUUUUCAAAAGAAAAAAUGCUGUGUAGCAAAAUAUUCUUGGACAAGGUAUAACAUAUAAGCAACUUUUCUAACUUUGGAAGCCGAAACUUGAAAAAGCAGGUUUGGCUAAGUUUGAAAAAAAAAUGUCUAAAAAGUGUUUAAAAACAAAAAUCGUAUGUAGUUCUACGAGGGCGGGCAUGCGAAAAGAACAAAUCUGCGCGUCGAAAUGCUUUUCGAAAUUAUUUCAAACACAUCUGUUUAGCCCGUUCGGUUUUGUGCACUGUAGGUAGGUUUAAAUUGUGCAUACACUGGUCGCGGUUUUUGGGCGAUAUCUUCUUUGACAGCGUUUUUUUUUAACGAAAAAAUAGACAAAUUUGAAAGAAAACACAAUUAGAACGUUCAUAGAUAGAAAUUAAGUUUUAAAAAUUUGGUCUCUCUGGCAGUGCCAGCAAGUCCAAAAAAUGGGCAAAUUUGAAAAAUCCGUCCUUAACUCGGAUAACCAAUUGCAAGAGCUUUGCACUUCAGCACAGACUAGUUUGCAUACAAACUGCAGAAAGUUUGCAGUUUGCAACGAGAAACACACUGAUUUGCAACCCGGCAGGGGGUAAAUUGCAACUAGGUUGCAAUUUUUGGCCGAACAAGGGUUUUGCAAGUGAAUUGCAAGUCUGCAUUUUAGCUGCAAACUAGUUGCAUGGAACUUGAAACCGAAUCGUUCGACCUUUUUUGAGUUGCAAACAAGUUGUUUGCAGAUUGUUUGCAAGUUUAUGAGAAAUAGGAAUAUUUUUCGAACUCAAAAAAUUUGAUAAAAUUUUUUCUGAGAAUGCGAACUCGACAAUGCGUUUCAAUCGUGAUUUUUUACAUUGCUCAAAUUUUUUUUUUCGAGAAACACAAUUUUUUUUUCAAAAUAUAUUACUUUUUGACUCGGUUCAAAGUCCAAGUUUCCAAACACCUUUUUUUCUCGAAAUAAACGGCCAUUCGAAAUGGUCAUAAGUUAAAAUUUUUCAUGUAGUACGUUUCUCAUUUAAAGGCAUAGGGGCAGUAAAAAAAUGGGGUUUCAGGUGAAAGCAGUAUCGUAUAUAGUUUUUCUUUCCGAAUCGAAUGGUGUACUCAAAAAAAUUAAAUAUGUGACCACUUUAGAAGAAAAACGCGAUUUUACUUUCCCGCCUUUAUUUUUGAAAAAAGCUUUGGAUCGGUAUGCAGACAAAUGUUUACAGUAGCCGUGCACGCGAUGUUACGGACGUCUCAUUAGACUCGCAUUUUGUCAGAAAUAACCGGGUAUCUGCUUCAAAUUAAGGGUUUUUUCUCUGAAAAAACAUUUAGUCAAACAAAAAACACACACCGAUAAUAAAGAAAAUACAAAAUAAUGUUAUCCCAAUCGAAACCUGUGUGAAAUCAUCAUUUUUCACCAAAGAAGCGUUUUUGCGAUCAAAGUUUGCAAAUUAUUCAUGAAUAGAAAGCUUUUGUGACGAAAAGAACUUUGGUGACAACAGAAAAAAUUGAAAAUUGAAAGAAACGAAGAAAAAAGCGAAAAUCCGGAAGAUGGCGAAGCCUGUUGUCCAUAGAGCAACUUUACUGCAAAGUGCUCUUUUUGCGGGAACUCAAACUUCCCUCUCUCCGACUUUGAAUUACUUUUUCUCCAAAACUAGGAAGUUUGGUACGUUUCAAAGUUCACCGUUCGAUUCGCAAUGAAAAACUCUACAAAGUACUGCUUUGAACUAAAACACCGUUUUUUACUGCCCCUAUGCCUUUAAUUCAAUCUAUUUCAAAAACUUUUACGACUAUCUUUCCAUUUUUGAGGUUUCUAAAAAACCAAAUAAGCCAGAAUAUCCAAAAACUCCAUUAUUCGCAAACCUCAAAAGUGAAUCUUGCUCCCUUUUACUUUGGAAAUUAUUAUAUCGUAUGGUCUGUGUGCCAAGACUUGAAAUUUCACGGAACGACAUUCCGCUGUUCCGCUGCGUGUGUUCGCGAAGCGUCUUUCGAAUCUAGGUCACGCUUUCAAUGGAUUGUAAUUGCUGAGUAGAGUUCCUUAAUAAAAGAAAAAAAAAAAUGAAAAGCGCGACCAAGGUUCGCAAAGGCGCGCAGCGGCAUAGCGGAAUGUCGUUCGGUGAAAUUUCAAGUCGUGGUACACAGGCUGUAAUAUAGGGAAUAGUGUCGCUUUUUUUCAAGCCGUCUUUAAUAUUUUUGAAAAAGAAAAAAAUUAGAAAAUUAGAAAAAAAACUUUCUACGGGGAUUUGAAAAUUUUGAUUGAAAAGCCGCAGCCGUGUAAAGUUUUUUUGGGUAAUUUCAUUUCAUCAAAAGUCUGAAGUUAAACAAAAAUCAUAUUUCCAGUUGACCUGUGAACAUUUGCACACAACUCGAUUGCAACUUGAAAAUCAGCCUUUUGCAAGUUUCCUGCAUCGAGUUUUCAGCUCCAUUGCAAAUCAUUUUCUCAGUUUUCGAUGAAUUGGCUUAAAAUCUAAUGCCGGGAACGAAAUGAUUCCAGCGAUUUCAAAAAUACGCAAAACUAGAAUUUCGCGAGCCAAGUCAACGCACCUGCAAAGAGAUAGCGACUUUAACGCGCGAUUUUGAAAUUUUGGUUUAACAAUGCCCAAAUAAUUGCAAAAUAUAAAUUUUUCGCGCUUUCUCGUUGUAGGACCCAUGCGCAAAAAAUAUUAUAAAGAAAGCACGCGGCAGCGGGUAAACCGUGAAAGUCGAGCCCAUCAGUUGCACGCCAGGCGUGAUACUUUUUUGCCCAUAACUUUUUCCUUAGCAGACCUUUUUCCAAAAACUGAACGGAUUAUGAAAAUUGAAAGUCUUCUCUAUCUGAACAGAUUAUAUAAAAUCGAAUCAUUCAAGGCGAUCGCAAUAAAAUAUAAAAUAAUGUAAAAGCAGUAUUCUGAAAAUUUUCGAGCCUAAUCUGCCCAUUUAGUAAAGGAUUUUUUCCGGUACCUCUUCGGGUUUAGCAGAUAAUAUCUCUUGUUCCAAGUAUCGUGACCUAGGUCUAUGAACCAACGAUGUUUGAACUCGGUUCGCGAAUACAAGUUCGCCUAGUUCCCUAGUAUGAGAACUGCAGCGAAAUGCAUUUUUGAGUUCUUCUAUUUUUUUUUGCUAAGUCCAUGAGAGGUGUAACAUAACAGCUUUUAUUUGAAAAGCUUUUCAGCGUGUUAUGCAAACUGCCCCAUGCGAUAUGGCAAAAGUAGCUUUCGCACGCGCGCGAGCCUUUAGCUCAGUGGAUAAACGUCGGGACUGUUACUGCAACGAUGGAAAAAUGGCGCUUCGACUCCUCUUCGACUUCAGACAAUUAGCAGAAAAUAUUGCUGUUAAUUAAUAAUCUUCGCCAACUUCCUGCAUGCAACCAAAAUGCAGCUCGACAGUUAAAACGACGCUUUAAAUUUUUCGAAUUUUGCGUGUGAUUCGCAAGUGAUUUGCAACUGCGAACUCCAUGCAAGCAAGUGAAUUGCAAUUUGCAAUGUAGUCACUUACAACAGCUGCAGACUAGUGCGUUUUUUAGUUGCAAAGUUCUUGAAACUGGUUAUCCGAGAAUAAGGAAUAAAAUAGAAUUUUUUUUUGUAAUUUCUCAGCUUUUAAUGUCGAAAAUAUCAAAUAUAAAAUGAGGUUAAAAGUGGUCUAGUAUGGCUAGCGGAGACGGCGCACUGCAAACCGGACGGGGGUCCCGGUGGGUCUGAACUGGUGUGCAAAGACAGUUUUUUUUGAUAAUCAGAUAUUUUUAAACUGUUUUUAUCUGUUCGAAUCAGUGUUAGUGUUUCGCAGAAUCGCAAAUCGGGAAACCCAAAAAAAAAAAACAAAGAAUAAGGAGGCGAGUUGCAUUUUUUUAGCUUCGCACAUUGAAUCCUGCUUUACCAAUUUUUCAAGGCUAAAUAAUUCUCAAAAAUUAUCUUUUUUAUUUUAUUUUUUGUCUCAAAUUUUUCGGUUGAAUUUUCUCAAAAUUUUUAUUGAAACUCACUACUCACUUUAUAGGUUCCAUUCAUUUUUUUUUUUCAUUGUACGUUCAUUUUUUUGAAAGAUCGUUGACGGUCCCUAAGUAUAGAGAUUUUUUUAGCUACAGAUUAUAUUAUCAGAAGAACAAAAAAAUGGAAUUUUUAGAAUUUUUUUCAAGUGACCUCUCAUUUUAGGACACCGUAAUGGCUCUGCAAGCUCUGGCGGCCUAUGCGAGCAAGACCUACGCGCCGAUGAAAAGCGUCCGUGUUUCAGUAAUCAAUGGACACGAUUCCCACUCGUUCAAUGUAUCUAACGACAACUCUAUCGUUUUACAGAGUUUCGAGGUCUUUUUCGAUUUUUUUUUUCACAGAUAUUUGGAGAAACUUUUGCUUUACUGUAAUAUAUGGUCAGACCAUUUCUAGAGGCCGCCGACCUCUCCUCCCAAGAUUACCUGAAUCAUAGUUGAUAACACCUCCCUGAGGCUGAAACUUGUAUUACUGUGGCCAAAAGUACCUUCCUGGGGUCGAAAAUGGAUUUUAUACCUAGUUGUUUUCAAUUCUUGUAAGCCAAUCCUUCCUCUCGGGCUGAAUGAGUUCUGUACUCGCCCAUCUAUUCUUACUGUAUAGGUUUUUUCCAAAAUUAAAAAAAAAAACUCAGGGGGAAGUCCUUUUACUUUGCGAGCGGGAACUUCCUGAAAAUUGGCCAGAACACUUCUUGAUGUACCAGAAGAAGAUUCUGAAAGUCUCAACUUGCACAACUUCCUAGGUCUCAAGAAACAAGGGUUUAGAGCCCCAAAGUUGCUCCUUUGGUGGCAUGAAAAAAGCCAACGUAUCGAACGGCGAGUUUUCCGACUUCAUAUCGUUAGGGAACUUACCGACGGAGAAGUUUCCGGCGAAUCCCUUUUCGACUUUUUUCUCUUUUUUCAACUACCUACUUUAUAUAUAAAUAUUCAAAAUGAAGAAUUUAUCGAGAAAAAAAAAUCGGAAACUUCUCCCUCGGAUAGUUCCCUAGCGCUAUGAAAAAAUCGGAAAAGUCGUCGUUCGAUCUUCGCUGGUCUUUUUUUUCAUAAUACCCUCAUUUUAUCAGAUUUUCUUUUCUUCAGAAUUUUCUUCUGGUACAUCAAAAAGUGUUCCAGCCAAUUUUCAGGAAAAUCCCAACUGGAAAGUAAAAUGACCUCUCUUGUCAGCAUUUUUUUAGUGAUAAAAAAUUUACAGCUGUCGAAUAUCAAUGAUGAAGUGGUGUUGAACGCAACAGGCGAAGGAUUGGCCUUCGUUCAGGUUUUUUUGCCAUCAGAAAAAAAUAUUGUGAAAAUGAUAUCAAAUGGCUAGAAUCGACGAUAGUAUUAACUACGAAAACGUCUAACUGUCACGAAUAAUUAGUGGUUCUCUAACAAAUUUACGUUCCUGCGAUUAGCUUCUCCUAACUAGAGAAAGUUUUUCAAAAAAUCCUAGUGAAAAACAUUCCCUAGUACGGCGGUCCGAAGAUCGUUGUUUUCCGGCUUUGAAGAUCACUCAGGGCUUAAAAAAUAAUCAAAUUGUGAGAGCGGAAAAUUUUACGCAUGAAAUUUUGUAGAUAUUUUCAUACUUGGUAUGAAUGGAAAAGUUUGAUAAUGUUUUUCACUUCUUGUGUGAUAAGAAUGUAUGUUCCCAUUUAAUUUUUUGCAUCUUUAUCUCGAAAAAAAAAUUAGCGAUCGACUAUGAACUGUUCUAUCUCAUUUUGUACUUUAGAUCUCAUAUUCAUAUCACCGUAAUCAAUUGAACAACGAUGCUCCGUUUUUCUGUACAAAAGAGCUGAAAGAAUUGCGGGGUGGAAGCCGAAUGCAGCUGGAUUUGUGCUGCAAGUCAGUUCAUUUUUUCUUUUCCCUGGACUAAUAAUUCGGUCAUUUGGCUGCGAAACGUGCAUUCUUUACAGUUAUACGCGAACCGGCAAAUCGAACAUGGCUCUGGCUGAAGUCGAAGCAUUGAGUGGAUAUCGGUUGGGAACAACUUUCUUUUAUCAAAUUUCGAAAAAAAAAACGCUUUUUUUCUAUACCUUUUAAUAAGGAAAAAAAAGAAAAAGAAGCGGAAGAAAGGAGAUUUCGAGAAACUUUGACACAUUUUUAGGGACUCAAAAAGGGGCUUGAGACUCUUCUUUUUAAGUCCGUUUGGACUUUGCCUGUGUGAAUAUAUCGCAGCGGGGCGCUAUAGUCAAAAUUUCUUGCCGCGAUGUCGUCAAAAUGUUGCUUCGAUCUCGUCGGGUUUUAGCACCCAUAUAGCUCUAAAUCUUAUAAUUUUGGAGUUGAAAACAUAUGGCUUUAUUUUAGUCUUCUAUGAUUAAAUGAAUUAAAAGGCGUAGCCUUAAUCCCGCUGCGACAUAGUCCAUAAUAAUGGGUGUGACAUCUGUUUUUCGAAAAAAUGUGUAUUCAAUUCUAAUGAGCCCUCUUCUCACUGCCACCUCCCAUAAAAAAUGUUCUAGUAGAAACUCUUUGGAAUACAAAAAAGGACCGAAAGUUUUGAAUUUUUAAAGUGGCUCUAGAAUAAGGUGAAGGGGUGUAGCUAUACUUUGACAGGCUCCUGUAUAAUCGACAAAAUUUAAUACGUUUUCGCAAAUUUUUCCCAAAAAUUGAUAACUUCAACUGUUUGAGAUUCGACAACGAGCAAAUGCCGCAUUUAACUUCGGUCGACGAUUUGCAACGAGUUGAACUGGACAAUGACGACACUGUGAUGAAUGUUUAUUUCAAUCCGGUCGGUUUUUGCAAACAGGGAAAUUUUUUCAAAAAUAGAAGCAUAAGAGUUGGAUAAACGUUAACUUCCCGUCACGUUGCGCUUUGGGAAGGGUUAUAUAGCCCGUUCACGGCUGGCUUGGGACGGCGAAUGGGCGGUUUGAUUUUCGCGGCGAAGGUAGAUCAUGGAGACUAUUCAUGUGCCUUCCAUCGAAGCCCCAUUUUAUGACUAAUUUAUUUUUCUCUUAUGAUUUGGCCAAUUUAUGAAAAUCUAAAAACCAAUGAAAUGAUUGUAAACUUAAAGUAAACUCAAUAGAAAUAAAAAUAAUUCAACAAAUGAGGCUCUUAUUAAAGGCGCAUAUAUGACCGCCAUGAUCUACCAGCGCCGCGCAAGUAAAACCGCACGUUCGCUGUCCCAAGCCAGCCGUGAACGGGCUAUAGUUCAUUCACGGCUGGCUUGUUCCAUCGAAAAAUUGGUCCUGACACGAUAGUAGAAGAGAUAAUGCCUGGUUGGUAGAGAGCGCAGACAGUCCCCGCCUCUUUGCGCCCCAAGCUAGCUGUGAAAUGACUAUAGCUAUUUCUCUUAUUUGUGUUGUAUCCCAUUUACUUCUUUUAUUUCUAAUGGCACCCAAUAAGGAAGAUAAUUUCAGUUUGCGGUUUAGAAGUUCAUGAAAAUUGGUCAUAAAACUCAUUGAUAUACCAGUAAACACCAGAAAGCCUGAAACUCUCAAUCUGCUCAAUUCCUAUUUUUGAAAGGACACCUCAAAAAAAGCUCAAAACCCGUUGAAGGAGUUCAUUUUGAUAAUUUGAGUCCUCAUUUCUCGAAAAUGUUGUGCAGGUUGAAACUCUCAGGCUUCUUCUGUUACGUGGCCAAUUUUUCUGGUGUUUGAGAAAUUCCCAAACGUGAAGAAAACCUGACUUUCUUUUUAGUGAAACUUUAAUGUUAAAAAAUCUUUGAAAAUCAAUUGAAACUUAGAAACAAACUUAUUUUUCAUGUGGUCAAUUGUUUUCCUUUUAUUAAAGUUAUUUUUUUAAGAUUGGCGGAUCGCCAGUAUGUCUAUCGCUGUAUUCUGAUAUGCUUUAUCAUGUGGCCGAACAAAAACCUGCGCAAAUGAAGCUCGUCGAUUAUUAUGAUCCCGAACAACAGGUUUAUGAUUCGAGAUACGUAUUUUGCGCACAGAAAAAGAAAAUUUUUCUAUCAUCAUAAUUGCAUUUUCAAAAAUUCGCAAUCUCCGAGCUCAUAAAGACACACUUCAAAUCUAAUUGACAAUAUUUUUCAGAUUGUUAUCGAUUUGAAAGUUGUUUUUGAAAUAAAAUUUGUAUAUUUAUUCAAAAAUGUCAAUUGUGUUGGUGAAUAGUGUUUUCAGUUGAAAAUGGCGUAUUCGAUGAAACAAGUUCGAUCCUUAUCGGAUUCCUGCGACGAGUGUUGGCCAGAAAACGUUCCUCUAGCCGUGCCGAGAGCCACAGUCAGUCCUGCCGCCCAAAAAGGCUCGGUUACGCUUGGCAUGACCUUCAUUUUACUGUUACGAUGGGCUGUUGUAUAACUUGUCGCUUUUUUCCACUUGUCUGUUUUUUUUAAUACUUUUCGUUUGUUCUGUGAUGUUUUCGAUGAUUUUCCGUGAUCACUAAGAAUAACUGACGAGAUAAACGCGAGGUCGGUGGCGGUACAUUGACGAACUCGCAAACAUGUCGCUUUUUUUCUGGGCGCGAUCUCGCAUUUUUCUGGGCGCGACCUCGCAUUUAUCUUGCAUUUCGGAAAUUUUCAAAAUGCGAGAGAAAUGCGAGCUCGCGCCCAGAAAAAUGCGAGACCGGCGCGAGAAAAAAUGCGAGAUGUUUGCGAGCUCGUCAAUGUACCGCCAGCGUCUCGCGUUUAUCUCGGCAGUUAUUCUUAGUGAUAGUAAGGCUGAAGUUCCAAAGGCCUUGAUUACAACUUGGCGCUUGACAGAUUUCUAUGCGACUGGCUCGACCUCCAAAGAAAUUGAACGUCAUUUUUGCACGAACGGAAAAUUCAGAGUUGUGCUCUGGGUCGGCCGGGCUGGCCAUAGUGUUGCAACGCGGUCGCGAAGUGGUCGAAAGUUUGCCAUUUUUUGAACCUUUUUGUCUCGAAAUUUUCACAGAAUGUGUAAAUGGGGGAGUUAGUGAUCAAAAAUGUGUUAUUUAAAAACCUAUGUGAUGUAAAUGUGAAAUGAGAUUCAAAAAAAGUUCGCGUUUGCGACUGAUUGAUUCGGCCCUCACCCUCCGCCCAAUGCACAGCUCUAAAAAAAAAGUCAAUGGAUCUUUUUUUAAAAAAACUUGUAAGAACUCUCAUGUUGGCGCCCAGGUGCUACUCGUCACCAUCUUCCAAUUGUCAGUUUCAAGCUGGGUUCUUCUUUUUUCUUCGAAAAGUCUUUUAAGCGUUUUUACUGUAUUUGUCAUUCUGCAUUUUUUGCCCCGUUUCAUAAUUUCACGGGAGAAAAAGCGCGGAUAGUUAAACUGCGUUCAAAAAAAAAUUUUCCGUAUUCAUCCAUCUAUUUAAUUUCACUUGCUAUUGAAACGUUACGGUUGUUUUUUUUUUAAAUCAUGCCCUUUCAAAAAAACUGUAUGAUCGCGUAAUUUAUUUUUUUAUUGAGGAAAAAAAACACACACAAUCGACAUAAAUUAAGCAAAUACUCUAUUCAUAAGUACUUGAAAGCAUAGUAAAAUUUUAUUGAAAUUUUCAAAGCCCUGCUUUUCUUUGUUCACGAAUUUUUGCAUUAUGAAGCGUGUAUUUUUUGUUUGUUUAACCGGAUGAAGUUGCUCUUGUUUAAUUUCUUGAAGUUGUACUAACAUUUUUGCGAUUGAAGUUAGCUCAAUAUUUAAACAAAAAAAAACUUUGAAAAAAGUUUCAGUGA
Molecule: messenger RNA, 18530 nt
Organism: Caenorhabditis auriculariae
Lineage: Eukaryota; Metazoa; Nematoda; Chromadorea; Rhabditida; Rhabditidae
Source: the annotation of a GenBank genome assembly